Molecule: messenger RNA, 2055 nt
Organism: Chrysoperla carnea
Lineage: Eukaryota; Metazoa; Arthropoda; Insecta; Neuroptera; Chrysopidae
Product: dipeptidase 1-like
Exons: 2
Coding region: 1-2055 (684 amino acids)
Biological process (GO): proteolysis
Molecular function (GO): metallodipeptidase activity
Source: RefSeq, a predicted model, not a curated record
AUGGGUCCAGGUCCACCACCUUGGACAGCAUCCGAAGACAAUACAUAUCAUGCAACAAAUGGCAUUCCUACAUUAAUACCAACCGCAUUAGAUCCUGAUCUAACACAGCAUAUACAAAAUUGUACAUGUCCAUGUAAUCAUUUAGGUUAUGGUGGUCCAACACCAAAGCGUAAAAUACCAGAAGAUAAAGUAUUACCAGCGACAAUAACGAAAAAGACACCGAUACAUGAGCGACGUCAUCAACGUACAUCGUCAGCAACACAAACGCCAGAUCCAAAUCGUCGUCAAUAUAGUAAUUUCGAUACCCCAACACAUGUGUAUGUUCAAGAACCAGGAUUUUCAAGUGUCUCAGCGAGUAUAACACAUACACCAGUUCAUGUAGGUGUAAGUUCAUCCGGAUUACAUCAUACACCAAGUCGUACAUCGGCUGGUACUUCUGGUAACUAUAUUUAUGUGGAUUAUGAGCGUAUUCGAGUUCCAUCACCAAGUCCUUCACGUGCAGCACAUCAACAGCCUCCAUCACGAUCACCAAUACGUUAUUGGCAAGCUGGUAAUGUCGGUCGAACUACAAUAUCCCAAUUAAAUAAUUUAACACAUCAUCCACGACGUUAUUUUGCCCAACAAGAUGAUUCAUUUUCAACGGUUAGCAGUGAAGAAGAAGAAGUUGUUUAUCAUCGACGCCCAUGGUGUUUAUGUGUAUUUUUAUGUUUUUUAUUAACUGCACUAAGUGCAGCUCUAGUGAUACCAAUGCUUGUGAAUAAAACUUAUUUACCGGAUCAACGUGCUAAUAUGACAUCAUCGACAACAGCGCUAAACGGUGAUAAUCGUAAACAAAAUCAAAGUGUUAUUAUAACAAAUAAAUAUAGUUUAUUAACACAGAAACAAAGAGUGGAUAUUAUAAAAAAAUUAUUAAAAGAUUCCCCAUUAAUAGAUGCACAUAACGAUUUGCCUUGGAAUAUUAGAAAAUUUGUCCAUAAUAGAUUACGUAUGUUAGAUUUAAGUAAAAGUUUAAAGAAUUCUGAACCAUGGUCUAAAUCACCAUGGUCUCAAACGGAUAUACCACGAAUGCGUGCUGGUUUUGUUGGUGCACAAUUUUGGUCAGCGUAUGUACCAUGUGAAUCACAAUAUUUGGAUGCGGUACAAUUAACAUUAGAACAAAUUGACGUUAUUAAACGUUUAGUGAAUGUAUAUAAACGUGAUUUAGAACUUGUGUAUAGUGCACGAGAAAUAUUGGAAGUACAUCGUACGGGAAAAAUUGCAUCGUUAAUUGGUAUUGAAGGUGGACAUUCGUUAGGCAAUUCAAUGGGUGUGCUAAGAAGUUUUUAUGAUCUGGGUGCAAGAUAUGUAACGUUAACACAUACAUGUGAUACACCAUGGGCAGAAAGUUCCAGUAUACAUGAAGAUGGCUUCGUAGAACCGUUACCAGAGGGUAAUAAUGGUCCACCAGGUUUAACACCAUUUGGUUUAAGUAUUAUACGUGAAAUGAAUCGGUUAGGUAUGAUGGUUGAUUUAUCGCAUACUUCGGUGGCAACAAUACGUGCAGCUUUGAAUGUGACAAAAGCACCAGUAAUAUUUUCACAUUCAAGUGCAUAUGCUGUAUGUAAUUCAACACGUAACGUGCCAGAUGAUAUAUUAAAAUUAUUACCAAGAAAUCGUGGAGUUGUUAUGGUUAAUUUUUAUGCGAAUUUAGUGAAUUGUAAUGGAACAGAAAUCGCAUCAAUGAACGAUGUGAUUAGCCAUAUAAAGCAUAUUCGUAAAGUCGCUGGCAUUGAUUAUGUAGGUUUAGGGGCUGGAUAUGAUGGCAUUAAUGCAACACCAAGUGGCUUAAGCGAUGUCUCCAAAUAUCCACAAUUAUUAUCAACAUUAUUAGCGGAACCAGGAUGGACUGAAAAUGAUAUUUUAAAAUUAGCUGGUUUAAAUAUACUACGUGUGUUCAGUGAUGUGGAAAAAAUACGUGAUGGAUGGAAAUUAGCUGCUGUGCCACCAGCAGAAGAUAUACAUCCUCCAUCUGAUCUACCAGAUGAUGCACCUAAAUGCCAAUAUGAUCAUUCCUGA